Budorcas taxicolor (takin) is the source of this 1186-nucleotide messenger RNA. Its product is annotated as B-cell CLL/lymphoma 7 protein family member A-like. The transcript has a single exon. The record is from RefSeq and is a predicted model, not a curated record. Bases 95 to 790 code for a protein of 231 amino acids. Lineage: Eukaryota; Metazoa; Chordata; Mammalia; Artiodactyla; Bovidae.
GUGAGCGGGCGGGCGGGCGCGAGUGUGGCCGCCGCGGAGCGCGAGCAGGACCCGGCGGGCGCGCUCCCCCAGCCUCUCUCUCCCCGCCAGAACCAUGUCGGGCAGGUCGGUUCGAGCCGAGACCAGGAGCCGGGCCAAAGAUGAUAUCAAGAGGGUCAUGGCGGCUAUCGAGAAAGUGCGCAAAUGGGAGAAGAAGUGGGUAACUGUGGGCGACACAUCCCUGCGAAUCUACAAGUGGGUCCCCGUGACGGAGCCAAAGGUUGACGAUAAAAACAAGAACAAGAAGAAGGGCAACGACGAGAAGUGUGGCUCAGAAGUGACCACCCCGGAGAACAGCUCCUCCCCGGGAAUGAUGGACAUGCAUGAUGAUAACAGCAACCAGAGCUCCAUCGCAGACGCCUCCCCCAUCAAACAGGAGAACAGCAGCAACUCCAGCCCUGCUCCCGAGCCCAACUCAGCUGCGCCCGGCGAUGGCACUGACACCAAGGUGGACGAGGCCCAGGCCGAUGGGAAGGAGCUCCCUGGGGCCGAAGAUGCUUCCGACGAGCAGAAUUCACAGUCUUCAAUGGAAAACUCGAUGAACAGUUCGGAGCAAGUCGAUCGGCAGCCGUCUGGAGAUGCGGGCCUGGCUGCAGAGACAUCCACAAUCUCUCAGGUACCUCGAUCGAGGUCUCAGAGGGGCAGCCAGCUCGGCCAGGAGCCUGCUGGGGUGUCGGGGGAUCUGGAAGGAGUGCCACCCUCCAAAAAGAUGAAACUGGAGGCUUCGCAACAGAACUCCGAGGAGAUGUAGACGCCGAGUUCAGUCCUCUGAUCCACGUCUCACGGGAGAUCCAUCAGCAGGCUUAGUUGUUGAACAACCUCACCCGAGCAGAUCCCUGUCGGGUGCAAAGGGAACUACUAACUUAACAAGUUUACCAAGUGCAAAUCCAAGAAAACCUAGAACGGCGUAACUUCUCAGACACUGAAGAACUUUCUGCUGUGAAGCAAAACACUCGAAUCUUGAAGUGACUUUCCUGGGGAAGGCGAGGUCGACAGCUCAGGAGCGUCUGGACACUGUCUCUGAAGCCAAGACUACAUUUGUGUUGCUGCUGUAUUUUUUUUUUUCCCUCCCCACUCCUCUAUUUAAUGAUAUAAGCUAUUUGAGGGUGGUACUGAUCAGGAAUUCACUUUUCAUCGGGGCUUUUCA